AUGGCUUGGAGAAGUCAUGGUAUUAAUAACUUGGAUAUGGUUCGCAAUCUUAAAUCGAAUGGGAUAAUAAAAUCAGAUACUGUUGCUAAUGCAAUGUCUGCUGUAGAUAGAAAAAACUAUUGUCCUUAUGCACCAUACCAUGACUCACCUCAAUCUAUAGGAUUUGCUGCUACAAUAAGUGCUCCACAUAUGCAUGCACAUGCUCUAGAAAGAUUAAAGAGUCAAUUAAUACCUGGAGAGAAAGCGUUGGAUGUGGGAUCAGGAUCUGGCUACUUAACAGCAUGCAUGGCACAUAUGGUCGGAGAAACCGGCAGAGUAAUAGGCAUUGAACAUAUACCAGAAUUGGUCACUUUGGCAACUAAAAAUAUUAACCAUGACAAUCCGAAACUUCUUUCUUCUGAGAGAAUUAAACUUAUCGUUGGAGAUGGGCGAUUGGGUUAUCCUUCAGAGGCUCCUUAUAAUGCCAUCCAUGUUGGGGCCGCUGCACCUACUUUACCGAAGGCACUUGUUGAGCAGUUGAAACCAGGGGGUCGCCUCAUAGUUCCAGUUGGACCGGAAGGCGGAGAUCAAUACCUCACUCAGGUGGACAAAGCACUUGACGGUUCUACUACAGUGAAGAAGCUCAUGAGUGUUAUUUAUGUUCCCCUCACAGACAAGAGUCACCAAUAUCGUGAGUGA
Molecule: messenger RNA, 678 nt
Organism: Danaus chrysippus (African queen)
Lineage: Eukaryota; Metazoa; Arthropoda; Insecta; Lepidoptera; Nymphalidae
Source: the annotation of a GenBank genome assembly